This is a messenger RNA of Epinephelus moara (kelp grouper), 2555 nucleotides long. It is a transcript of the gene nox5, whose product is annotated as NADPH oxidase, EF-hand calcium binding domain 5. Gene Ontology annotation, cellular component: plasma membrane; NADPH oxidase complex. Gene Ontology annotation, biological process: superoxide anion generation; defense response. Bases 106 to 2469 code for a protein of 787 amino acids. The transcript is spliced from 17 exons. Gene Ontology annotation, molecular function: calcium ion binding; superoxide-generating NAD(P)H oxidase activity. NCBI's taxonomy places the organism in Eukaryota, Metazoa, Chordata, Actinopteri, Perciformes, Serranidae. The record is from RefSeq and is a predicted model, not a curated record.
GACGAAGAGGAGCAGAUGAAGAAACAGAAACAUUAAAGACGUGGGAUAUAAACAGCUGAGGAGGCAGCAGGAUUCUCUGCAGCAGCAGCAGCAGAGCCGGUCACCAUGAGUCUGGACGAGGAUGCUCGUUGGCUGGAGUGGGUCACAAAACAGUUUGAGACCAUCGCCGGAGACGACAAAGAGAUCGACAUCGACGAGUUUAAAACGGCUCUCAAGGUCAAAGAGUCUUUCUUUGCCGAGCGUUUCUUUGCGCUUUUUGACUCUGACGGCAGCAGCUCCAUCAGUCUGGACGAGCUGCUGGAAGCUCUGGAACUCUUGAUCCAUGGCAGCGAGACAGAUAAGCUCAAGUUCCUGUUCCAGGUCUACGACGUGGACGGCAGCGGUUCAAUCGAUCCAGACGAGCUGCGAACUGUUUUGAAGUCAUGUCUACGCGAGAGCGCCAUCUCUCUGCCGGAGGAGAAACUGGAUGAUUUGACGCUGGCGCUGUUUGAGUCGGCCGACAAAGACAACAGCGGCUCCAUCACCUUUGAGGAGCUCAAAGCUGAGCUGGAGAACUUCCCUGAGGUGAUGGAGAACCUCACCAUCAGUGCUGCUAACUGGCUGAAGCCUCCCGAUUUGGAUCAGAAGAAGCGCCAAGCUCCUCGUUACCUGACUCGAGCCUACUGGCACAACAACAGCAGGAAGUUGCUGUUCCUGUGUCUGUACGCCUGCCUCAGCAUGCUGCUCUUCAUCGGGGCCAUGCUGCAGAACCGUCACGGCGGCGUCUGCUUCAUGGUGGCGAAGGGCUGCGGACAGUGUCUCAACUUCAACUGCACCUUUGUCAUGGUGCUGAUGCUGCGUCGCUGUCUGACGUGGCUGCGGGCGACGUGGGUGGUGAGGGUCUUACCUCUGGACCAGAACAUCCUGCUGCAUCAGAUCGUGGGCUACGCCAUCUUAAUCUACACGGUGGUGCACACCACUGCUCACGUCUUCAACUUCAUGCAGAUGGCAGAGAGCAGUGAGUACCACCUGUGGGAGUACCUGCUGACCACGCGGCCGGGGAUCGGCUGGGUGAAGGGGACGGCCUCGGUGACCGGGGUCGUCCUGCAGGUGUUGAUCAGCCUCAUGGUGCUCUGCUCCAGCACCUUUGUACGACGCAGCGGACACUUUGAGGUGUUUUACUGGUCUCACCUGUCCUAUGUGUUGGUCUGGGCUCUGCUGGUGGUUCACUGUGCAAACUUCUGGAAGUGGUUUGUGGUUCCUGGUUUGCUCUUCCUGCUGGAGAAGAUCGUGGGAAUCGCUGUCUCGCGCAUGGGAGGUCUUUACAUCGUCGAGGUCAACCUGCUGCCGUCAAAGGUGACUCACCUAGUGAUCAAACGUCCUCAGUUCUUCCAUUUCAAACCUGGAGAUUACGUCUACAUCAACAUUCCCGUGAUCGCCAAGUACGAGUGGCACCCGUUCACCAUCAGCAGCGCUCCGGAACAGUCAGAGAGUCUGUGGCUUCACAUCCGCUCGAUGGGUCAGUGGACCAACCGCCUGUACGAGUACUUCAGAGAGUCAGACAGCGAGAUGGUCAGCCCGAAGAGACUGGCCACCAGCCUGAGGAACCGGAGACAGCUGCUGACGGCCCAGGAGGAGCUGUUCAGCUCCACAAACAGUAACGGAGCCGUAGCUUAUAACGAGGAUGACGCCAUCGAGCUUAAGAUGUACCGUCAGAACGGCUUCGAGGCCGAUGAGGCUCCGCCCUCCCCACCUUCUGGAUCUCAGGGCCUGGCGGAGCCUCUUCCAGAUGGGCUGGAGCCGGCAGAGCGAGGAGAGGCUCCUCCACUCAGAGAGGUUUCUGCCAAGUUUGGUGAGAAUCACAGAUUCUGCAACAUCAAGUGUUACGUAGACGGACCGUAUGGGACACCUACGAGACAGAUCUUUGCCUCUGAGCAUGCGGUCCUGAUCGGGGCCGGUAUCGGGAUCACACCAUUCGCCUCCAUCCUGCAGAGCAUCAUGUACCGAUACCGCAUGAGGAAGCAGAACUGUCCGAACUGUAACUACUCCUGGUGUGAAAACAUCAAAGACAGCGAGAUGAAGUUACGCAAAGUCGACUUCAUCUGGAUCAACAGAGACCAGAAGUCGUUUGAAUGGUUUGUUAGUUUACUGACCAAACUGGAGAUGGACCAGGCUGAUGAGGAGCCAGAAGGCCGAUUCCUGGAGAUGCACAUGUACAUGACGUCAGCUCUCAGUAAGAACGACAUGAAGGCCAUCGGCCUGCAAAUGGCGCUGGACCUGCUGGCCAAGAAGGAGAAGAGAGACUCCAUCACCGGACUGAGGACCAGAACCCAACCUGGACGCCCUGAGUGGGGGAAGGUGUUUCAGAAGGUGUCGGAGGAGAAUAAAGGGAAAGUCCACGUGUUUUACUGCGGUGCUCCUGCUCUGGCUAAAGUCAUCAAAGCUCAGUGUGAACACUUCAGCUUCAACUUCUACAAGGAGAACUUCUGAGGUCACCUGCUGUUCAACACACAACUCCUGCUGCGUCUCCCUGUGUGUGUGUGUGUGUGUGUGUGUGUGUGUGUGUUGCGUGCGUG